This is a messenger RNA of Maniola jurtina (meadow brown), 3902 nucleotides long. It is a transcript of the gene Cyca, whose product is annotated as cyclin-A2-like. Gene Ontology annotation, molecular function: cyclin-dependent protein serine/threonine kinase regulator activity. NCBI's taxonomy places the organism in Eukaryota, Metazoa, Arthropoda, Insecta, Lepidoptera, Nymphalidae. Gene Ontology annotation, biological process: mitotic cell cycle phase transition; regulation of cyclin-dependent protein serine/threonine kinase activity. The coding region runs from base 271 to 1767 and encodes 498 amino acids. Gene Ontology annotation, cellular component: nucleus; cytoplasm; cyclin A2-CDK2 complex. The transcript has 8 exons. The record is from RefSeq and is a predicted model, not a curated record.
AAAGUUUACAUGAAAUGCAACAGCUGAUUUAGUCUGUGAAAAAUGCCAAAAUGUCCGAUGUCCGUUGAGGUUGCAUAGUUUUUCGAGGGUGUUUCAAUUUAAAACUGCACGUUUUUAUAAACUACUCACAAUUUUUGCAUAAAUAUGCUUUCCUCGUGAUAUAUUGGAAGUUUUAACACAUUCUGCUGACACAUUCUCUGCAUUUCCGCCCGCAUAAUCAUAGCAAAAGUUUUGUGAUUUUGUCGUUACAAAGUUUACGGAAGCGGGACAAUGGCAUCAUUUAGAAUUCACGAGGAUCAAGAAAAUACUGCGUUGGGUUUGAGAAAAGAUGCUGAUGUAUUCUCAGCCGCCACCCAGCGCCGCGCCCUCGGGGACCUCAGCCAGUUCGCCUGCCAUCAGAACCGAAAUAUAAAACAUGCAGGAAUGACGAAUGGGCCUUGCAAAGUUCAAGAUGAGAAUAGAACGGUGCGUCAGAUCAAAAAUGAAAAAAAUAUUGUACCCCCUGUGGCUCAAUUUCGCGCGUUCAGUGUGUACGAAGACAAGCCUACAGAAACCGAGGUUAAAAAACGGGAGCCCACAUUUAAGCCUUUUGUAGCCAAAGAGAUCAGAAAGGACAACUUCUUUAUCAAUGCAGCAGAGAAUGUUAAGGCAUUAUGUGCACAGAUGGAAAAGAAAAAAGAACCAGAAGCUGUUCCAGUUAGACUUCCAUUGCAAGAAAAGACAGAUAUUGAAAAAGAAAAUGUUGUGGAGUCGCCAAUGUCUGUUGUUGACUCGAGCAUCCUGUCCAUGUCAAUCUCAAAAAAUGAGAGCCAAAUCCGAGAAGAUGAUGAAGACACUACUACAGCGCAGACUGAUCGAGAGAUGUUCUUCCAUGUUAUAGAGUACAGAGAGGAUAUUUACGACCAUAUGAGGAAUAUUGAGGUAAAGAACAGAGCCAAUCCGCGCUACAUGCGCAAGCAGCCAGAUAUCACACACGUCAUGAGGUCCAUUCUCGUGGACUGGCUGGUGGAAGUGUGUGACGAGUACGGGCAACAGAGCGAGACCCUGCACCUCGCCGUGUCGUACGUGGACCGCUUCCUGUCUUACAUGAGUGUAGUACGCACCAAACUGCAACUUGUGGGCACCGCAGCUACUUACAUUGCCUCGAAAUACGAAGAAGUAUAUCCACCAGAAGUGUCAGAGUUUGUGUACAUCACCGACGACACGUAUACCAAAAAAGAAGUGUUGCGCAUGGAGCACCUGAUCCUCAAGGUGCUGUCGUUCGAUCUCACCACGCCCACCGCUCUUGCCUUCCUGUCGCUCUUCUGCAUCACCAACAAAUACCCCAAGAAGAUCUUUUUCCUAGCUGCUUACAUAGCGGAGCUAUCGCUGCUAGAGGCCGAGCCGUACCUGCAGUUCAAGCCGUCGGUGAUCGCGGCGGCCGCGCUGGCCACGGCGCGGCACUGCCUGCUGUGCCGCCGACACGGCUGCCACGAGCGCGAGCAGGGCGACGACUCCGUGCACGAGGAAUGCGCUGCCGUCGCCUGGCCGGCCGAGCUCGUCGAAUUAGCGGGCUACUCGCUGCCCGAGCUCGGCGUGUGCGCGCGCGAGCUGAGUCGCACCCACGCGCACGCGCGUCUGCAGCCCUACCAAGCCAUCCCCGACAAGUACAAGAGCAACAAAUACGACGGAGUUUCGACAAUCGAAGCCAAGCCAAUGUUCCCCGUGGCGAAGUACCAGGCGCCCGCCGCCGCGCGUGCGCCGCUGCCCGAGCCCAAGGCGGGCUAGCGUGACCACAAUACCAUCCUAGCCUAUACCAUGCACGAUAUAGGGUGCGCCCGCACUGCAGAUAUUUACUGCGCGAUUUUUUCCCUCACAAUUGAGGAUUUGGUAAACAGAACUGGACUAGUCCCCAAAAUGAAAUUUCACUGGAUAGGAAAAACAGACUACAAUUGUAUUUUUAAGAUCUUUAGUAUUGGAUUAAUCCGGUUUUGUUUGAAAACACACUUUUUGAGGCUAUAAAUAAUAUCAGUGAUUGACGUAACGUUAGCGUUUGAGUUAAAAAGGACUAGUGCGGUUCUGUUCGCCAUCUCAUCAUCAUUCUGUGACACACACAUUGAGAAUAAAACUGACCCUAUCCAAAAACUAUUUUUUUUCAAUAUGACCAUUUAAAGAUUUACAUUUAGCAAUUGAGUAUACUCGUAACGUGGCACUAGUGUCAUCUUAGGUCAUAAAAUUUAUCAAAAUUAGGAUUUUUAACAUGUAUGAGUAUGUUUUUUCUUGCAAAAUUACAGCUAAAAAUACAGUUGUAACUUAAAACUGUCAAUUUUUGGAUAGUGCCAUUUUCGUUUUUUAUGUGCCAAUGAAAAUUGUGUGAAGCCGUACACACACUGAAAAAAUACACAAAUGCUUUUAUAUUUAUUCCAUAUAUCACAAAAUUUUUCGGGAAAAACUGUGCGGUGUAAUUUCACAGUGUGUGAUGACUCUUAGGCGCAGGUAAAAAUUAAAAACUCUCAGGCUGAGAUCUAUAGUGUUUGGUACGCGACAGGUCGAGAUGGCAAUCGGGGUAAGAAGCGGGGGGACGCCCCGAAUACCUGCGCGGCACCUGCGCUAUCCCGCACCGGGGUUCCAUAUCCAGCUCGACCUGUCGCGUACUACAUAUAUACUUUGGAUUAGAAGAAUAUAAAGACGUUAUCUUUUUUGAGUAUCGUAACACUAACGUUUGAGUAAGAUGGACUUAUAAUAAAAACAAGAGCUUUAGUCCAUUUUAUUUCCUAAUAUUACAUGGAUCUCAAAUCAACUAGUUUUACAGCUCUGGGUUCCGAGAGUUUGAAGAAAAAUUUAGUCUCACAGACUUAUCAAAAAGCUAUUAAUAAAACAUAUCUGAUCCAAAGAGGCCUAUUUUCAAAACCUGUCAUACCUAAAACUCUUGACGUGACCACGUCUGUUCGCAGUGGUCCCACCCAUGUCUACUUUAGUCUGUGUGCCUACAUGAUAUUUAUUUCAAUUAUGUUUCGUAAAUCUAACUUAUAAGAAGGAAAUCUUUUUACUUUACUAAUAAUUAUUUUCUUCACAAAGUUUGAAGACAAUAGUACAGGUAUUUAAUCUAGUUUACAGUGUUCAAUGUUGGCAUUUACUAAAGUUAAGACUCUUAAAAAUUUUAGAUGUAACAAUUUUAAAUGGAAAUAUGCGCGUUUUUUUACCGCGCUGAUUAAAAUUUUUGUAAUUUUAGUUGACUGUCUACAGAUCGCUAUGCCUUUGUAAGCAUAUUUUAUUAUUGUGUCCCUCCAUUUUUAUCAAUUGAUGUAAACAUCAAAAAAGAUGAUUUGGGCUGGUCGUACGAAACGUCGCAACGUCAUCUCAAAAAAAAUCAGGUAGGUAGUCAAAAACAUUUUUUUGCGGCAAUUUUAUGUUCAGUUUGUCGAUGUUUUGUCUCGUGAUAGAUAGAUCACACUGGUUCUUUGUGACUUUGCGAACUGCUAAGACUUAUUCGCUAUUAGAUAGUUUAAAAAAAAUAUUGUUGUAUUGUGAUUAACUUGUGGACCAAUUUAAUAUAACUAGGUAAUUGUCAUAUUAAUUACAUGACAGUAGUUUUAAAAAUAAUUGUCUACUUUUAGCAUAUACAGUAGUAACAAACAGAUAAUUGAUAAACGAUACUGCAUUUAGCAUUAAAAAGUUGAGCUAUUUUAGUUUUUGUAGGAUUUCGGAUUUUAAACGAAGCGAGGUAAUGUUUAUUUUGAAAUACCACUUCUUAGCGCCUAUUUUCAUGUUUGUUAGUAAAUUAUUAUUAUUAUUUUGAGAUAUAAGGUAUGUUUUUAAUAUUGAUAAGUAAUUUUUAAUUUAAUUUAAUAUAAAAUCCAUAUUUUGCUCCACUUUUGCGAUUGGAGCUAGGGACCUAUAAUAAUAUAUAGAUUUAAAAAUAA